Molecule: messenger RNA, 4099 nt
Organism: Monomorium pharaonis (pharaoh ant)
Lineage: Eukaryota; Metazoa; Arthropoda; Insecta; Hymenoptera; Formicidae
Exons: 7
Coding region: 269-2965 (898 amino acids)
Biological process (GO): signal transduction; regulation of small GTPase mediated signal transduction
Cellular component (GO): cytoplasm
Molecular function (GO): GTPase activator activity
Source: RefSeq, a predicted model, not a curated record
GAGAAAGAGAUAGUGAAAGAGGAAAAUUUUUCAACAUGAUUGGUUCUUACCCUUGGUUCUUGUCGGAUCUAAAUGCCUAAACCAAUCAUACGAAAGAAUUUUACAACAGUUGCAAAUCUGCUUCUUCCGCUGAUCGCAGCCAAUGAUCGGGCACGACCGUCUGAACACUUGAUGCGUUAUGACUGUCGGACGUGUGGCAUCACUGCCGUUUGCCGGAUUCAAUAUGUAGGAGCGCAUUUAAAUUUACUUGUUCCAUCAAAUAUCGACGAUGAUGGAUUUUAACGACGGUGUGGACGGAGAGCUGGCCUUCAGAAUGCGAAAGGUCAAUCCCGAGCAGUUUCACACGCUCGUAAAAAUGCACCUGUCCUUUGAACUGGAUCUCAAUACGGAGGACGAUGGUACCACUGAGAAGGCAAGGUUGAAGAAAUGGGGUCUUUUGAGCUUCACCAAGAAGUCCAAGUCCUUGGUUAAUUUAGAAAAGAGUACGGAGGGCGUCAUGUUAUCCGAGGAUGGUAUAAAUCACUUGACGCAAUUGAUAGAUUAUCUGUCUAAGGAACAAAAUAUCAUACAGGAGGGAAUAUUCCGACGCACCGGCAAGUUAACGAGGCAGCAGGACUUGAAGACAGCUAUGUCACAAGGUGUAUUUUUGGACCUCGACGAUGGUAGAUUUAGUGUGCACGAUUGCGCCUCUGUGUUAAAAGGCUUCCUAGCGGAAUUGUCUGAACCACUUCUGACAGAUCUGCAUUAUUCUGCUUAUUGUCAAAUUGCUGAGUUAUGCAGUCUGGAUGCAAAAACAAACGACACGAGAUUAUUGAGCUCUUUACAAUUGCUGUUGUUGCUUUUGCCACCCCCUAACAGAAUUCUUCUGAAAGCCAUUCUUACUUUGUUGAAUAAGACUGCGAGUUAUGAGCACAGUAACAAAAUGAACAGUGAUACUUUGGCAACUCUCUUCACACCACAUUUAUUGUGUCCGCGAAAACUGUCACCUGAGGCACUGCACAUCAACUCUCAAAAUCUGUCAUGUCUAGUCGCAUUUAUGAUUAGGAAAGGUACGGAAUUGUUUGAGAUUCCACCAAAAUUGGCUACAGAUAUAAGAGCAUACUGGGUGGAACAAGAAAGAAAAUUGCUGAGUCCCAAGAAGACUGAUCUGAACGAAUCGGUACCCGACGCAACUAGUACAGCCCACACUGUGUUCAGUUUUGUCGAUCGUAAAUUAACGGCGAAAGCUAAUUCCACACAGGACACGCAAGCAGCCCUAGCUCAGCUGUACGCUCAUAUUCAAGCUAUGCCGGAAUCUGCUAAAAAACGGCGAUUCGUAAAGCAGUUUAACAAGGAAAACGGGCAAGGUACACCUAGGCACGUAAAAAAUUGCAAGACUAAGAGUCUCGGGGAUUCCAUCAAAAAACAUAUCUUCCAAAAGAAAAUCUUAAGCCACAAGAAAGUCAUUGACAUUAAUAUCGGAUGCAAUAUCACUAGAUCGAGCAGUGAAGAAAAUAUAUUGUCAACGAAACUAGAAGACUCGUUUAUUCCGACAAGAGCGGUCCUUAGCAAGUCAAACGACGAACUUAGCACGGAAAACUGUGAUACAACUAGUAACAAUCUUUUACAUGCCAAACACACAAGUAGUAUAGAUAGCAUUAAGAUUGGGACUUUGACGAAUCGUAAAGCGAAAAAGAAGCGAUCGAUUGAUGAAUCUACAGACGUCAGAGAGGAGUUGGAUGAAAAGAACACACAGCAUGAUACAAAAAAGGGCUUAGGUUCGAUCGAGUUCAGUUCGAGUUCUCAAGAAACUAACGUAAUGACUAACGAAGACAGUCAAUUUGACGCUGAUAAAUUAACGCGACCAUUCAGCGAGCCGCCCAACUUGUAUUCCACUCGCAGUGCAUCUCACUGUAACAAUUUUAUGAAUGACGGUAAACUGGCGCGGCGAAACUCUGAAUCUAUCCUCACAUCUGUUGCAACACCAAUUAUACAAAACUCUCCUUUAAAAACUUGUACUUUGAACAUAAAAUCAUCCGAGGCUACUCUGAAUGUUGAAUCGCAUGCCGAAAACGCUUGUACAUUCAAUUUACAAUCUCCAAAGGUAAAAAACAGAUUCAAGAAUGUGUAUGUUCAUACAUCGACGCCGAGUUUAUUGCGACGAAGCCUGGCAACUAACGACUAUAUCUUGACUCCUAUUACUAACAAUGAUAGAAGCAUGAGUCCUAUUACGCAAAGCGCGACAAAAAUGACGAAAGCCAUGCAGGAAACUAUGAUGACUCCACGCUCCAGGAAGCCAGUAAUGAUCGUUUCAACUUCGAAUCUAUGCAAUCUUGUCGCUGGCAACAACAGCUGUGAUCUGCGUGGAACAAAUCUGGAGGUGAUUAGUGCAAUAAAUAAUUGCGCUUCCAUUUUAGAGGAAUCCCAGACGUACAAUAGCAUGGACAAUGCGCAAACUCACACACAAGAUGUUAAGAAUAAAGAGAAUAAUGGAUUGGACCUAUACGAGAAGCAUAAUUGUGUACAAACUAUUGCUAACUGUUGCGCCUGUACGCAGCAAAGUUCUAUAACGAGCACAUUUAAGGGAUAUCUAUUGUCGAGAAGCAUCUUAAACGCCAGUCCCGUUGAUCUCAGUUUUACAUCGCGGACGGGAGACUUCGAACAAUCGGAAUCCGAUUUGAAUAUAUUAAACGACGAUACGCUGUCCGACAGUUUGCUGUGUUGCUUGGAUGGUAACAAUCCAGAGUCUGACACUUCCGGUAUAGCGUCCGGUAGUACAAACAGUGCGAAUAAUUCUACUGAGAAAACAGAAGAAAUACUAUCUCCGAGAAAACGAGGAACCAGUUUACAACGAAACGAUUCAAAAAAAUCUGCGAGAGAAAAUCCAGUUAAGAGCACAAGAAGCGAUGAGUGCAAACAUAAACGAGAUGAAUCGACGUUAAAUCCAGCAAAAAUAAAAGAUAGUUUUCAAGAGACAUCAUUUUAAGCUAUCUAUAUAGUUAUUAGUAUUAAUAUAUAUCGUUAAGUAGAUUUUUUUACUUUGUAUAAUUAAGGCUAAGGAGAACUGCCACGUUAAUUUAAGUUUAUCGGUAUGACUUUAUACAGUAUGUCUCACGCAAUUAGACAGAGUUACACAUCUUUAAAACGAUUGGAGAUGGAAAAAAAUAUUAAAAGCAAAAUUAAGUGAUUUUAGAUACUUCAAAUUUCUGUGUUACUUUCACAUUUUCGUACCUAAAUGACAUUAUAAAAUGCAGUUGCGCUUUUUUUAAAUGUAACCCCAAGUUUAUAAGUGCACUAAUUGAUAGUUUCUCCUUCUUUACAAAAAACUUAAUAAAGUUAUGCUUAAUAAUUAGUUUGAUUGAUUACACAAAAAUUCCUAUUAGAUAUUCGUGAUAAUUUUUGAGUAUAAUUUUCUCGUACUUUCUUGUAAAGAAAGAAAAAUUAUAUGAAUUAGUAUACUUAAAAAUUUUCCAUUUAAAAAAAGUGCAACCGCACUUUGUGACAUUACUUAUGCACAAACAAGUAAUGCAGAACUGUGAAGCAUUUAAAAUAAUUUACAUUUUUUCUAUCUUUAAUUGUAGAAGGUACACGAUUCUAGUUGCAUGGAACAUCCUGUAUAUAAUUUUUGUUUCGAAUAUAUAACAGAUUAUCCAACUGGAUUAUUUAUUCCAUUUUUGUGGAAAUUAAAUUGUUACUAACUGCACUUGAUGCGAGAUAUUUAAAAGACUCGUUUUCCUUUCAUGACAUAUAUCUUGAUAAGAUGUAAAAGCUAUGUAUUACUAUGAAAUGCAGCAAAUUAUUUUUCUACUUCAUUCUGUAAUCAUCAAAUUACAUAAUGCAUAAUGCGUUUUGAUAUCAAGUAUAAUUAUCUUGAUGAAUCUUAAAUAAGUUUGUGAUGCAAAGUUUAGAAUAUCUACAAGUAAAAUUAAACUAUAAAAAACAAAUCGCAUAAUACGGCAUUUAAUCAUGGUUACAUAUGAAAAAUUUAGAAAUUUUAAAGAGAGUAAGAGAUUAUAUUCAAGAUUAAUCUGUAUUAAUUUGUAUUUAUGUAUUACAUAUAAAGCCGUAUAAAUCUGACAAUGUAUUAUUUUUUGUUCUUAAUAUAUGACUGAUUUUUCAG